This is a messenger RNA of Stegastes partitus (bicolor damselfish), 3277 nucleotides long. It is a transcript of the gene metap1d, whose product is annotated as methionyl aminopeptidase type 1D (mitochondrial). The record is from RefSeq and is a predicted model, not a curated record. NCBI's taxonomy places the organism in Eukaryota, Metazoa, Chordata, Actinopteri, Pomacentridae. The coding region runs from base 3 to 1019 and encodes 338 amino acids. Gene Ontology annotation, biological process: proteolysis. Gene Ontology annotation, molecular function: metalloaminopeptidase activity. The transcript has 10 exons.
UCAUGGCGGCGCGCUGUUCGGCAGGACUUGCAGGGAGAGCAGGACUCGGCAGUUUCCUGCGGAGAGUUUGUUGUCUAGGAAGCUGCAGCUCCCCGACAGCCCUGCUGUGUCAGCAACAUCGCCGCUUCUUCUGGAGGAAGUGGAAACAUUCUCACAAUGUUGUUCGCCCAGCUACUGUCAGGCCUGCAUAUGCAGUACCCAAGCACAUUGUGAAGCCGGACUAUGUCAGCUCUGGACUGGUGCCAGAAUGGCCGGACUACAUAGAGAUCCAAAACGAAGAGCAGAUCGAAGGCCUGGCCAGAGCAUGUCAGUUAGCCAGACAUGUACUGCUGCUAGCUGGACGCAGUCUGAGAGUUGGUAUGACAACAGAUGAAAUAGAUUUCAUCGUGCACCAGGAGACAGUCAAGCACAACGCCUACCCAUCCCCCCUCAGAUACGGGGGUUUCCCAAAGUCGGUGUGUACAUCUGUAAACAACGUGGUCUGCCACGGCAUACCUGACAGUCGGAGACUUGAAGAUGGAGACAUCAUCAACAUUGAUGUUACUGUGUAUUUGGAUGGUUACCAUGGCGACACCUCGGAAACCUUCUGUAUUGGUCAGGUGGAUGAGGUUGGGCGGCGACUGGUGGAAACUGCCAGACGUUGCAGAGAUGAGGCCAUCGCUGCCUGCAAACCGGGCGCACAGCUCUGUGUUAUAGGAAACACUAUCAGUGAAAUAGCUCAUUCCAAUGGCUUCCAAGUGUGUCCUUAUUUCAUUGGACAUGGGAUAGGCUCCUACUUCCACUGUCAUCCUGAGAUUUGGCAUCACGCUAAUGACAACGACAUGACCAUGGAUGAAGGGAUGGCUUUCACAAUAGAGCCCAUCCUGAUGGAGGGAUCUGUGGAGUUUAGGAUCAUGAAGGACAAGUGGACCGCAGUGUCUGCAGAUGAUAAAAGGUCAGCUCAGUUUGAGCACACGGUGGUCAUCACGGCUGAUGGAGUGGAUAUUCUUACCAAACUGCCGGAGGAGGACACUCUGUGACCUGAAGGACUGCAGCUGCUGAUUCGUACAGCACAUGAGCUACCUGUUGGUGACAACAAAACACUACGAACUUAACUGACGGCUUAUGUAGAUGUAUUUUAAACAACUAUGCAGUUUCUAAAGUGUAAAAAUGGUCACUUUUGUUUAUUCACUGAGGCUUUGCAUACUGUAGCUACACGUAUCGGGCACAACAGUAAACACCUGCCUUAUAUUGUGUGAGCCUCCCUUAUGUAAUAUUGUAAUAAUGGGAAGAGGAUCCUUUGGUUUUUGUGGGUUGAAGUGUUGAUCUUAAUAGUUUAGGCUUUUUGUGCUGCGUCCCAUGGAUGCUGAAUCAGACUGGAAGCCGGAUCUAAUACCUUGGGCUCUUUUUUAUGAUCCCUGAGCUGAUCCUGGGCAGUUUUUUUGGGGUGUGACGGCCCUCAUUGUCCUGCUGUAGAAGCUGCUGCUGCUGCUACAUGUCCAUAUAACAUCCAUAUGAAUGCCAGUACUCCAGGUUUCCCAGCAGAACGUUCUCACAAGGAGUUCAGUGUUAUUCAAGUCACCUAUCAGUGGUUUUAAUGUUUGUGUGCACAACCUUGACAAAUAUGGCUGCAGGUGCAUCUCAUUACUUAAGUUAAAUUUUAUGCAUGUGUGGGUGUUUAUAGUGUCAGUAUUUGGAGGGUCAGAGGGUCUAACACAUUUACAGUUUUAGUUUUUGUAGCCCCGCAGCAUCUGACUAGUUUAGGCAAGGAUUUUCCUCAAGACAGUGAAAUGGGAAUAAUUUGAGACACAGUCUAGACUCCUCCAGCACAACGACAUCUCCUCAUGAUAGCCACAAAGCAAUUAUUGUAAAAUGUACUUAAUCUUAGUCUAAAUACUGUUUCAAAUCCCUGGCUACACUGCAAGGUAUAGAUGGUUACAAAUGGCAAAAUACCUCCUCACUCUAAUGUGAAAGUUGCUUUUUCAUUAAAUUUGUGAACCCUCUGUAUGCAAUUGUGUUUGAGAGUCACUUUUAUUUUUUAUUAAACUGUGCCAAGAAUAAUUAGAUUUAAGAAUGUUCAACUAAAAAUCAUAUUUGAAUGUAAUCCUCGUCAUACCAUUAAAAGCCUAAAUUCAAAUCCCAGAAGCAUUAGAGGAAACCCCCACAGGUAGUAAUCACAGCUCUGAAUGUGAGUUAAAUGAGUCACUUGUGUCAGCUCAGAGAGACAUUUCUGCACACUUUAGAAUCAUAAAAUACUCACUGUGUAAUAGACACUGAAUUAGCCUCGAUCAUCUCCUUCAACGUGACAUCCUGUGUGGUUAAACACAACCACUAGGUGGCAGCAAACACUGCAUGUUGAAGCCACUCAGGUUUCACAGUGAAGUCUCUCCUGAUGUGCAGCAGCAAACUGUGUCUGAACCGUCUCUGUUCUGUUUGUGGCUCCCAGCCAUAACGCAAGAGCUGUAAAUCUCAGCACAUUUAAGCCUGUAUUUUACAAGUUAAAGUCAUCAUUGAGGGGUUCGUCUAAAUCAAGCGUCUUUGAUUCAUCGCUGUGAAAACUUAACUGACACUUUCACAUCGUCACCAUUCAGUAUAACCUCUUCCUAAAUAUAACAGGAUGAAGGCAAAGUUAACCAGAUAACUUGGUUAAAAACAAAGAAUCUGUAAAACAAGAGGUUGAAAAACUGUGCUAGGGGGUAAAUUCCAGGCUUCUUUUUUUCCCCCAAUUCCUCACUGCUCUCUGUAUCUUUUGUCUGCAGGUGGAUUUAAUAAAAACAUGAGAACAUAGCAGGUUUUUUUUUUUUACUGGUUUCACAAAGCUUCUCCCAUUUCUCGUGAGUUCAGGCUUUUUAGUUGAUAUAGAAGUUUAAUGUGUGAUCAAAAACUGCCCUUAAAACCCAGUCAAGCUCUAAGAGUUUAUCCAUUACACUAUAAUGUGAGUUUGCUGGUGUUGUAAUGGUGCAACUGUAACUGGGGUGAAGUGAGGAUGCUUCAUAGAGCAAAAAAAAUAAAAAACAUAGGAGGAGAACUUGGACUCCUGCCCACUGAGGGUGUGUUUUCACUUCCUGCCAAUAUACUCUUGUGUGUGUGUGUGUGCUCAUGCCAGUGCCAGUUCGCAGGCGAGGCAGGAAGGAUUAGACAAAUAAAGGUGGGUCAGCUAAUCUAGAGUCUGGUCAUGUCCAGCCAGGAAAUGAUUCACAUCAUUUUUUUAAUUUGAUGUGCGACAUCAUAAGAACUACAUCUGCAUUUAUUCUGCUUUUAUUGAGCAAAGUUGUCACAUUAAAGACCUUCCCAAACA